UCGCUGCAUGGCUCGAAGCCACUAAAAUCCCCCUCUUCCGCUCUUCUUCUCUCUCUCUCUCUCUCUCUCUCUCUCGGCCAUGGAAGCUUGACGACGGAAAACAACCCCCGAAAGAGGCCAUAGAAAAGAAGGCAGCAGAGAAAGGCGAUGGCUUUUCUUCCCAAGUUCUCCUCCCCGCCUCUCCUCCCUCUCCAAAAGCCUUCCCAGCGGCUCGUCCUCUCUCCCACCGCUCGCACUAAGCUCGACUUCCCUCCUCCUCUUCCCUCCCGUGGCGACGCCGUGCAAGAGAGGCCGCCCGCGCAUCCCCACAAGCCUCUCACCACUACGACCACCGCCGGCGGCCGCGGCGGCAACGGCAACAAGGACGACUUCUAUCUCAACCUCGGGGUCGCCGUCCGGACCCUCCGCAACGACCUCCCCUCCCUCUUCUCCAAAGACCUCAAUUACGACAUUUACCGGGAAGAUAUCACCUUGAUUGAUCCGCUCAACACUUUCCACGGCAUCGAGAACUACAGGCUCAUCUUCUGGGCGCUGAGGUUUCACGGCAGGAUUUUGUUUAGGGAGAUUGGGCUCCAGAUCUUCCGGGUCUGGCAGCCGUCGGAGAACAUAAUCCUGAUCCGGUGGGAACUGCAGGGGGUGCCGCGGGUGCCAUGGGAGGCGCAGGGGACGUUCCAGGGCACGUCGUGGUAUAAGCUGGAUAGGAAUGGGAAGAUUUACGAGCAUAAAGUUGACAACUUGGCCUUAAAUUUCCCUCAGGCACCGAUCAGGCCGGCGGCUGUGAUCGAUUUGGUGGCUGCCGCCUGUCCACCGAGUCCUAGUUUGACGUUUUCCGAUGGCAUAUUAGGGGAAAGCUUCUCGUUAGGUUCUUCCUCGUGGCUGGAGCUCUACCGGGCGGUGAGGAGUACACUGGAACAGGAAGGAAGCAGUCCGAUAGGGAUUGGGAUUGAAGGUUUGAUCACCUGUUCAUAGCGUGGGGCAUCACGAGGUGAUUAUGAAGUAUACAUGUACUGCAAAUGAGAAGCAGAGAUCCAACAAUUCUACCUGUGUACACUUUCUUAUCCAACCAGAGCAUCAUACUACCUUAUAACCAGAGAAAUAGAAGCACACAAAGUUUGCAAUACUGCCCAGUAUGGUUUAGUAUUUAUCGGUCCGACGAGUUGCCAAUACAUGAACCAAGGUAAACCAGGCACCACACCUGUUGUGAGUCGUAUAGGGCUGGUACUGCUCGAUACACCUGGUAUAGGGUGGUAUCACCCAGUACAGGAUGGUAUAGGCUCUGUACUGGGCAGUUUUAUUAAUCUUUUAGUUUUUAAGCUUUUUCAAAACUCAGUAUAUGUCGGUUCACCCAGUGUCAGUAGACCGGUACUGGACCAGCUUGAUUUGGUCCGAACCAUGAUUGGUACAGUACCUGUAUACGAAAUUGUGAACCUUGGAAGCAUUCUCACUUGGUCAUCCUUGACAGACUCAGUUCUCUUGGCACAUCCUGGUGGCACUUGCGUUCUGCUUAUUCUACAAUUCCGUCAUCGUUCUUGUCACUGUUGUUGUUUUUGUUUACCCAAAUUUUAGUUCCCAAUAGUUAUCUAGUUGUAUCAGUUGAGUAAAAAUUAUGAUGGCUCAUUGUAUUGUACCUUUAUACAAAAGCUUUGCGACAUUGUUAAACCUUUUAAGUUCUAUGAUUCGUCUAUUUUUGCAUCUGCAUUGAAAAGUGUCAGAUAUCACUCAAGAUUAAUAAUCACAAUUCUUUUUUGCUUCUUCAGAUCCCGCAUAAGGAAGUGUCAUUAACUGGAGCCGCUUACGGAUCAUGUUACGAUACACAAGAUGUAUACAGUGACAGUAGAAAUUAGAAAA
Musa acuminata AAA Group (dessert banana) is the source of this 1848-nucleotide messenger RNA. RefSeq lists its product as uncharacterized. The record is from RefSeq and is a predicted model, not a curated record. Lineage: Eukaryota; Viridiplantae; Streptophyta; Magnoliopsida; Zingiberales; Musaceae. The coding region runs from base 148 to 969 and encodes 273 amino acids. The transcript is spliced from 3 exons.